UUACAAAAAUUAGAUAAAACACGUCGUGAUCGUGGUAUAGAUUCAAGAUUUUUUCAUCGUCUUAUACUUCAAUGUGCACGUACAUUAAAUGAUAAACAACGUUUACGUUUACCUGAUGAAUAUCGUUCAUUAAUACAAAUAAAAUAUGAUGAAAUUGAAUUAAAACGACGUUUAUCAACAAUGAAUGAUGAAGAAAAAAAAUUAUUUCUUCAAACAAAACGUUUAGAACAAAAACCAAUUGAAGAUUUUGAUUUACCAUUUUUAAAAGAUUUACCAUUACCAAAACAAAUUCAAACAACAUUAAAUUUAACAUCAAAAUCAAUAUCGGAUUUACUUAUAAUAUGUACAUUUUUAACAUCAUGUCAUUCAUUAUUUUAUUUAUCAUUAAAUGAUAAUAUAUCAAAAACAACACAAUUAUAUUUACGUUCAUUUAAAUUUAAUUAUUUACUUAAUACAUCAACAAUUAUAUUUUCAAAUUAUUUCAUUGAAAUUUUACAAAUAUUUAUGAAAUUAUUAUUUAAAGAAGAUGAAAAUCGUUCAAAUAAUAAUGAUGAUGAGGAGGAAGCAGAUAGUAAUGAUGAAGAUAAUGAUAACGAUAAUGAUAUAAAUAAUGAAAAUCUAAAUAAUAAUAAUAAUAAUAAUAAUGAACAAAUUGAUAUUGAUAAAGAUAUUGAAAAAAUUUAUUCAAUUCAACUAUCACAUAUACCAUUAACACCAUAUACAUGUCAAGAAUUAACACGUUUAUAUUUAUUAAAAGAAAAAGAUGAUAAUAAUCAAAUUAUAUUAGAUAAAUUAGCUAAUUUUGAAACAAAAGAUUUAUCAAUAUCUGAACAAGUAAGUUUUUAUUAUAUCAAAAUUUCUAUAUAUAUUUAUAUAAGAGAUGAAAAACAUAUUUAUAGACUAUCAAGUGAAAUCGUUCCAUUUUUUGAUCAGAUUAGUGAAUGUUUUAUACAGAUUUUUUUACUCCGAACGAGCGAAGAUAGAAACAUAGUAUGUAGCAUAAUAACCACAAACUGAGGGAGAACCAAGUCGAUCUUCGGAGGAAUGCUAGUUGGACAAAAUACUGAUCUUUAUCAAUUGUAAUAUCUAAGCUACCGUUCAAUAUCGAAUUGCCAGGGAAAUUUAUCUUAAAGCUCGAAGUAUUCUGUAGGUCGCUGUUGAAUUUGGAUAUUUAUUAAUGAACUGACGAGGAAACUUCGCCAGAUAUCAAACUGCGCUUUUCGAUUGAAACAACGUUCAUGAAAUGAAUGCUAGUGAGUAAUAGAAAAGUCUAGAAUAGUUUGGUUUCUCGGAUCUUCGUUCUUGAGAUAUCGGAAUUUUACUCGAUUUCUCAGAUUACUUAACAGUUUCGACUUCGAGCUUUACUCGUGCAAAGUUUGAAGUUGAAAGUCAAUUUUUCACGUAAUCCAACAAAAUUUCUAUGACUCACUAGCAGACUUCGAAAUAGGACCACUUUUUUAUGGCCCGACGUGAGCCCGAAGAAAAUUUUGUUUACAAAGAUUUUUUUUCUCGAAUGGAGAGUUAUUGCAUAUUUUUCGACUUUUAGAAAAAAAAGUGAUGACCGGAAGAGCGAGAGAUAGCGCGGAAACUUUCCCCCUAUCUCCCUUAGGAGUGAGUCAAAUGUCAAAAAAAGAUAAAAUCGUCGGGCUUGCUCAGUAGUACUCACCAAGUAAAUAUUGUCUCAAUUGAAAAGCAAUUUGAUACCUGGAGAGAUUCCCUCGUGAGACGAAUCAAUAGCAUUUCAAUUAAUAAAAUCACUAGGUGAUUGAUUAGGUUUGAAUUUUCAAACGAUUUUUAUGCAUGAAAAUUGUUCAUAACUGAUAAACUUCUAAUUGUAUUAAUUUAAAAUGUCAUUAACUUCUUGUAGUUCAUUAAUAAGAAUCUGAAUCCAAUAUUGAACGUAUUCGAUCUCAGUACGAAUGUUAAUAUCUAUCAUUGAAAAAGUCAAU
This is a messenger RNA of Rotaria sordida, 1949 nucleotides long. The record is from the annotation of a GenBank genome assembly. NCBI's taxonomy places the organism in Eukaryota, Metazoa, Rotifera, Eurotatoria, Philodinida, Philodinidae.